UCCGCGCCGUACGGUCCCGCGAGACGUUACUCUGACGCGAACCGUCGCGAGUCCAUGUGAGCGACCGAUAGUUCUCUUGUUGUGUACGGUGAACGAAGGAACGGCAAGCUGUACGCGCCGCAGGAAGACGACAUGCUGACGAUGGAGACGGACCUGAAGGGCGGCAGCUUGCACGCCACGGUGCCGCCGCACCACGCGCUGCAGCACGGCUACGGCUCGCUGGGCGCGCUGGGUGGCAUGAUGGCGCUGCCACAGCAGCAGCCGCUGCAGCACCAGUCGCUGCAGCAGCACCACCACCAGCCGCUGCCGCAGCACCACCCCCAGCCGCAGCAGCAGCAUCACCAGCCACCCAAUAAUAACAACAACACCACCAACAAAAACUCCAACACAGAUCGUGUCAAGCGUCCCAUGAACGCGUUCAUGGUGUGGUCGCGAGGGCAACGCAGGAAAAUGGCCUCCGAUAACCCUAAGAUGCACAACUCCGAAAUAUCGAAACGUCUUGGUGCACAGUGGAAAGACCUCUCGGAAUCCGAGAAACGACCGUUCAUCGACGAAGCUAAGAGACUUCGGGCCGUUCAUAUGAAGGAACAUCCGGAUUACAAAUACAGACCCAGGAGGAAAACGAAGACUCUCGCCAAAAAGCAAGAAAAGUACCCGCUCGGUGGAGGCUCGUUACUGGGUGCGAGCGACGCACAGCGGGCGUCAGCGCCGUCGGCACAACAGCCGCGCGAUGUUUACCAGAUGACUCCUAACGGAUACAUGCCCAACGGGUACAUGAUGCACGACCCAAGUGCCUACCAGCAGCAGGCGUACGGAUACCCACGUUACGACGUGUCACAGAUGCAGCAGGGCGGAUACGGCGGGGGCUACUACGGUGGCGGCGGGCAAGGUUCACCGUACCUGCCGCAGCCGCCGUCGCCUUCCGCCUACGGGCUGGGCCCUGGCUCGCCGGGCGGAUACGCGCUGCCUCCUUCCUGCGCUUCACACUCUCCCAGUGGUUCCUCGGCAAAAUCGGAGCCUGUAUCACCCGGCCCGCCGGGCAUGAAACGCGAAUACGUGCCGCACGAACCGGCGGCCCAGCUGAAGCGCGAGUUCACGCCGCACGCGCACGCACACGCACACGAGCAGCUCGCCAUGAAGCGCGAGUAUGGCCAGCAGGACCUAAGCCACAUCAUCAACAUGUACCACGUGCCGGAUGAACAGCGGUACGCGGCAGCCAACGAACGCGCCAUGCCGCUCAUCUGAGAGUCGCCGUUCGCGUGCGAUAUCGACAUCCCGCCACUAUGAGGUGUUGCUGUGUCGCGCGCCCGGGCCACAGGAGCCCGUCAGUGACUCUAUGCUAGGACAGUGAUCGUUAUCUGCAGCCGUACAUACUGCUGGGUAUGUCCAUUUAUUUGUUUUGUCCGCGGCUCGCCCGCGCCUGUUAGUGUUACGCGAACUGUUGACUUUAGCGUGUUCUCGGCUCGCCGACGGCGAUGCCGAACGUUCAAUUAAUGUUGUUGAUGAAUUUUCUGUAUUAUAUUACAAUUAUUGUAUUUUUUCAUGGUUUAAGUUAAAUAUUCUAAGUUGUGUCGUGCGGAAGUAUGAAAGAUGUGGCGUGAGGCUGUCAUGGAAGAUGACGAGUGGUUGCGGUAAUUUGAAUACCAAAAAAAUUUGAACAAUUUGUAAAUAUAGUGUUAAAGACUAGAGUUGAAGUUGGAGUUAGUCGAUAAACGUAGAUAGAUAGCAUAAGCUGUGCCACGGCGCCACACUCGUACACGUCGUGCGUUGUACAAAAAUAUUUGUUAUAUGGAAACGAAAAAGUUAUAAUAAAGCCUCGAAAGACUAAAUAUUGUAAUACGAAAAUGUACAGUGAGUGUUAUAUAGUCAGUGGACACAAAAAUAUAUUGAAGAGAAAGAUGAAGUUAUCAAUAAACGACGCGUUAAAAUUGUAUAUGCUGUUUUGUUCCAAAUACCCCACAAAAAUUAGGUAACCUACCCCAAAGUGCAAUCAAUCUAUGGCAAAUUGUUUGGUCUUUAUCAAUUUGAGUUAGGAAUUCGCCUGAGCUUAUCUGUAAUAUUUGACCGGUGACUCAUUGUCAUUUAAUGUUGGAUUAUCAAAUUUUGGUUUUAAAAGGUUGAACAGGAAGUGUUGAUAAGAAAUACAUGGAAAUGUCUUAAAAGAAAGCCAACCGAUGACUAACUUCCGUGAUUUAAAUAUUUUCAUACAAAAGACAUCAACGUGUAACACACUUGUAAUUUUGAUUUGUAAAAAAUAAACAUACGAAAAUGUGUAACUUUAACGUUCUUGUGUUUAUUUGAAUGUUUAAAUACCUAUUGAAUUAUAUUGUAUUAAAAAAAUACAAUAUUCCGAUUUCGGAAUCCAAGUCGUAAAAUGUAUAAUCUAAGCUGAUGUAUCUGCUGUAUUCAUAUUUUUAUCACUGCUUCUUGACAAAUGUUAAGUAUUUUUGAUUGAGACAAUUGAGACACUUCUUGUUAACAAAUAAACGAUGUAUUUAAUUUUCGUUAUGAAAGGACAAUUUAAAUAAAACACAAUUCAAAAAUUA
Messenger RNA from Pectinophora gossypiella (pink bollworm), 2546 nucleotides. RefSeq names its product transcription factor Sox-14 (gene SoxN). Bases 133 to 1245 code for a protein of 370 amino acids. The transcript has a single exon. The record is from RefSeq and is a predicted model, not a curated record. Lineage: Eukaryota; Metazoa; Arthropoda; Insecta; Lepidoptera; Gelechiidae. Gene Ontology annotation, molecular function: RNA polymerase II cis-regulatory region sequence-specific DNA binding; DNA-binding transcription factor activity, RNA polymerase II-specific. Gene Ontology annotation, biological process: regulation of DNA-templated transcription; anatomical structure morphogenesis; cell differentiation.